AUGGGUAAUGACGGUGGAAGUAUCCCCACCCGGCGAGAACUAGUCCGCGAAGCCGCAAAAGCGCCAUCUGCGACACAGGUGAAAGAAGCACAACGCGAACAACUUGAGCACUAUUGGACUACAGAUCCUCUAUCGCAUAAACCUCUUCUUCGACCCAUUGUAUCCGAUUCAGUGGGAAAUCUAUACAAUAAAGACUCGAUCUUGAAAUAUUUGAUUGGCGCCGAGGACGAUGAUAUCAGCUCAAAGGCGGAUUGCGACGAGAUUCUGCAGGGACGAGUUAAGGGUCUGAAGGAUGUUGUUGAGCUCAAGUUUGAGGUAGAUACCGAAAGCGAUGCCACCAAGGGGAAUGGUGAGAGGUGGAUCUGUCCUGUUACGACCAAGCAGCUCGGUCCUACUGUCAAGUCGGUUUAUAUUGUACCCUGCGGCCAUGUCUUUGCCGAGGAGGCAGUUCGGGAGAUGAAGGGAGAUACAUGUCUUCAGUGCAACGAACCCUACACAGAAGAAAACGUCAUCAUCAUUCUCCCUACAAAGGAAGCCGACAAACAACGCUUAAUGUCGCGAGGCCUGAAGCUCGCCGAACAAGGACUGACACAUUCCCUCAAGAAGCUCUCUGGAUCAAAGAAGCGCAAGAAGCAUGCAAACGGCGAAUCCUCCUCAUCAUCAGCAGCAACGGCCGAAGAACCGGCCGCAUCAUCAACGAAAGCCAAAGCAGACUCUAUUAAUAAAGACAAGGCUCCAAUUUCUUCCGCAUCGGGCAUCAAAAAUUCCUCGACAGCCAUAUUAACAGCCAAAGUUCUUGAGGAAGAGCAAGAACGGAAGAAGAGACAGAAACUGGCUCGGAGUGAGAAUCUACAGAGUCUGUUCCAUAAUGAUAAGGAUAAGCGGGAGAUGAAGGAUGGAGAUUUUAUGACUAGGGGAUUUUCGAUACCUGCCAAUGCGCGGAGAUGA
Molecule: messenger RNA, 948 nt
Organism: Talaromyces marneffei
Lineage: Eukaryota; Fungi; Ascomycota; Eurotiomycetes; Eurotiales; Trichocomaceae
Exons: 3
Coding region: 1-948 (315 amino acids)
Biological process (GO): mitotic DNA replication termination; site-specific DNA replication termination at RTS1 barrier
Cellular component (GO): nucleus
Source: RefSeq, a predicted model, not a curated record